CUGAAGGAUCCAGGCCGGAAGUCGUAUUGUUGCUACCGCUCGCGUGACUCGAGCGAGGGAAAUUGAGUUGCUAACGCGAAUGUGCAGAAGGAAACUAAGUAGCUAAAGUGGAACGAGAAGUCCGUUGUAGUGGUGUCGGCAGCCGCUGGGAAUGUCAUCGCCUCCAUAUGGUCGCAGGAGUCAUGAAGGGUCAACGAACAUAUCAGACAGCGAUUCAGAGGACGAGCCCAAGCUCCCCCUCAACCAGUUCUAUCCGUACAUCCGCUGUGCCCUGUGCUGCGGCUUCCUCAUCGAUGCCACCACCAUCACAGAGUGCCUGCACACAUUUUGCAAAAGCUGCAUUGUGAAGCACUUCUUCUACAGCAACAGGUGUCCCACAUGCAGCAUCAUCGUCCACCAGACACAGCCCCUUUACAACAUCAGGCCUGACAGACAACUGCAGGAUAUUGUUUACAAAAUGGUUCCCUUCCUGGAGGAGUCUGAACGAGAACAAAUGUGUAUCUUCUACAAAGAGAGAGGCCUGGAGGUACCAAAAACAGCGGUGGUCUCCUCUCCAGCUCCUGUUGUAAGGAGGCAGAAGAAGGAUAACAUUCCUCAGUCUGUGUUCACCAUUCCCCCUGAGCUGGAUGUAUCUCUGCUGCUGGAGUUUGUGGGGGCUGAAGAGGGCAUUAGCAACUAUAAGCCAUUAGAGAGGCGGUAUGUUCGUGUGUCGGGUGAGGCCACUGUCCGCCACGUUGAAUUGUUCAUCCGGAGGAAGAUGGAGCUUAGCCCAACCUGCCAGGUGGAUGUGGUUUGUGGAGAUCACCUCCUAGAUCACUACCAGUCACUCAAAGACAUACAGAGCUCUGUGGGCGAAGAGGCACUACAGGAUGGUCUGUUGGUGCUGCACUUUGGCUUGGUAUUGCCCUCCCAGAUUUGAGCCUGAGAGUAACUUCCUGAGGGGAUGAAUUGUCCUUUUGGAAUUAGAUUCUCUUCAUCAGAGUCUUGCCGUAAUGUGGAGUAAAGUGUCUACAUUUGCAUUAGAACUGCUUCACAACUGUCUUGGAUGUGUUUUCAGACAAAGUCCAAGAACUCUAAACUUAGUUUUCUUUAUUGAGCAGUGUGGAAUGAAAAGAUGUUGACUGUUCUUUAAAAUUGAAACACUGUAGCAUCAAAUUUUCAACUCUCAAGAUGACGGGUACAUACAUUCAGUUUAUUGAAGUGCCAGCCUUUUAAAAAUGAACUUUACCUGAUGAGUGGACACGACAAAUUCCUAUUCCUACUGCCGGUGUGUCUUUUUAGGUACUGUUCAGUGUGCAUCCACGCCACACUAGAAUGUGACCUCUGUUGUAGCUUAAACUGGACUAGUGGGUCUGGAACUCUGGAACUAAUUUCAAACAGUGCCUGUGGAGCCAAUACAACUUGCACCAGUCUAGUUUACUUGUCUUUUUGGAAAGCAGGGACCUGUUUGUCAUUUUUUUGUAUUUAUGAUUUCAAGGGUUAACUGUGGUUUCAGAUGGGCAGUUCUGAUUUAAAGGGCUUGAAACAAAAGGACUACCACUACCAAAGGUUUGUGUGUGUAUAUAUAGAGCUUAGAUCUGUAUGGUAGCUUUAAUUCCAGCUUACUUCUUGUUGGUUGACACAUUUAAUUUAAGAGCUGUUAACUUUAAACGGACUGUCUGCUGAUGUAAAUGAAUCCAACUGACUUGAUAAAACCAGCUUUCGGUACAACUCAUCAGAGCACAAAACAAGUGAUUCAAAGGGUGUUUGUAUAAAGAAGUCUUUGAUAGGUUUUGUUAAAAUUGAUUUCCUAAUUGCUUUUGUCUGUUUCAGUUAAUAAAUGACUGCAAAGCUGA
Molecule: messenger RNA, 1835 nt
Organism: Xiphias gladius (swordfish)
Lineage: Eukaryota; Metazoa; Chordata; Actinopteri; Istiophoriformes; Xiphiidae
Gene: pcgf6
Product: polycomb group ring finger 6
Exons: 11
Coding region: 152-919 (255 amino acids)
Biological process (GO): regulation of transcription by RNA polymerase II
Cellular component (GO): PRC1 complex
Source: RefSeq, a predicted model, not a curated record